Messenger RNA from Diaporthe amygdali, 1119 nucleotides. Its product is annotated as serine threonine-protein kinase csk1. Gene Ontology annotation, cellular component: nucleus; cytoplasm. Gene Ontology annotation, molecular function: ATP binding; cyclin-dependent protein serine/threonine kinase activity. The transcript is spliced from 4 exons. The record is from RefSeq and is a predicted model, not a curated record. The coding region runs from base 1 to 1119 and encodes 372 amino acids. Gene Ontology annotation, biological process: protein phosphorylation. NCBI's taxonomy places the organism in Eukaryota, Fungi, Ascomycota, Sordariomycetes, Diaporthales, Diaporthaceae.
AUGACCGGUUCCCACGACUGGCAAGCCUCUCUCACAGCUUCCGAGCGUUAUGACAACAUCCAGAAAAUUCAGAUCAUCCUGUCAAACCAGAAGCUUGCCUCCGAGUACGAUGCUGCCUGCAACAGUCCGCUCUCUUCAGAACCUCAACAGCCAGAGCCUUUACCUUCGGAUUCGUAUUGCGCCAUCUCUAAAAGCGGCAAUGACGAUUCUGACGAGGAAGCUGGAGAGAGGAUAGGCCCGUACCGAAAUUGCCAAUACGUCGCCAGCGGCGUCACAGCCGAGGUCUAUCGCCACAAAGACCGUGCCCUCAAAGUAAUCACUGAGACCCACGGCAUUGAGCCUCACAAUCCCACCCGCGAGGCCAAGAUCCUCGCUCAGUUGAAGAAGCCAUGCAUACCACUUCUUGAGACCUUCCGCGACCACGAAGACCGCUUUACCCUCGUCUUCCCCUACAUGCCCUUGACCUUGUCCGCUCUCCUCGAGCGUGGGCCUCUCACCAAUACCCAAAUACGAUCGAUCUUCAAUGAUGUAUUCCACGCUCUGGCCGAUAUUCACGGUGAUGGCAUCAUACACCGCGACGUGAAGCCGCAGGCAAUUCUCCUCGAAUCGCCCGAUGGCCCGGCCUACCUUUCUGACUUCGGCACCGCGUGGCACCCAGAUCUGUCCAGCACCACGGAGCCCGCCGCUGCCAAGAUCCUCGACAUAGGUACUGGGCCUUACCGCGCGCCUGAGGUUCUCUUUGGGGACAAGUCCUAUGGUCCGCCAGUGGACAUGUGGGCUGCGGGUUGCAUGCUGGCGGAGUGCGUGCGGAGCCCGCCAAAGCCACUUUUUGAGUCUCGUGCCGUUCACGAGGAUGGCAACCAGUUGGGCCUGAUACUGAGCAUCUUCAAGACCAUCGGAACGCCAACGAUAGAGACUUGGCCUGAGGCUGCAAGCUUCAGGACGCCGCCUUUUGAAAUUUACCGGGUGUUUGAGGCGCAGCCAUGGGAGGCCAUACUGAGCGGCGUGGAUGAGGGCUGGAGAGACAUGAUUGCGGCGCUGGUGAGAUAUGAUUCGAAGAGAAUGACGGCACAACAAGCACUGGAGUGUCAAUACUUGAAAGGAGAUGCGGCUAUAUGA